This is a messenger RNA of Caenorhabditis auriculariae, 2746 nucleotides long. The record is from the annotation of a GenBank genome assembly. Lineage: Eukaryota; Metazoa; Nematoda; Chromadorea; Rhabditida; Rhabditidae.
AUGACCCGAACAAUGACGACUUUGACGUGCGACUCGCCGUCGUCGAUCGCCGGCGCCUUCCGUCGACGAACGAUGGCCGCUGGCGACGCCUUGCUCCGCGAUCGCAGCAAGUCCGGCGACACGGGCGAUGGCGAUUCGCGGCGGCGGCAGUCGUACGCCGCUGGCGAUUUUGAGCUCAACGACUGGGAGGAGGAGCGACUCGACAUUGAAGGCUUUGUGGUACGUUUCAUUUUUCUUCUUCUGAUUAAAAAAAAAAUUAUCUUCCAAUUACAACGCUUAACUCUUUUUAUUUCCGUAAAGCUUGAAGCUGUUUCUUUUUGUAGGCGAGAAUAAAGCUCCUGCUCACAGAUAAUUAUUACUAUAACUUGUCAAGUUUGCUCAAAACUAUCGAUUUCUCAAUUGUACUCACUAUUGCGUAAGAGACAUGCAUCCGGGCUGUGUUGGGCCAACAUACGAUUGCGCGUCAAAUAUGUUGCGCUGUUCUUUAUUUGUUCAAUACCGACCUCUGGUUGAUCGAAAACUCAGGUCAUUCGGUGUAAUUUGGUAUUAUACAAUCCCUUAAAGGUUUUGAGAGAGAAAAAUCUCUAGAAAUAAUUUCAAAACGGCUUUUCAAGCUCAAAUGAACAGGUUUACUACAUGUAAAGAAUUUUUGACAAACUCUUCAAAAGUUGUCGACGGAAUUAAUGUUUUUCUUAUCUUCAAAGAAAGCUUUUUGAGUCGAAUAUCUCUUUCAGUCAGACUAUUUUGCGCACCGAGCCUUACAAGACGGCCUGGAAUGGUACGACGCUCCCGAACUUCCUUUUGGAGUUCAACCGGAACACCUCAUGAUGAGGUUUUUCUUUAAUUCAUGGUUCGAACCAUAGUUUUUUUUUAAAUUUCUAGGGAUAUAUGCGCUAUUUUCGAACGACGCAAUCGACACGAGUUCGAAUCUUUCGCCGAGCAACUUUUUUCGAUUCCCAAAUUGACGUUUUCUUUGUAUUCAGAGGUAUUUCGUGAGAAACACGCUUCAUUAAGUUUUAAUGAUUUUUUCAGGUCGUUCAAAUGAUUGGAUGGACCGGCGAUGAGUCCUGCGCCAUGAGUUACGGCCGUCUGGUGAGCAAGAUUUUUUUAAUAAUGAACAUCUUGCCUUGAAAAACCUUCAAGACAAAAAGCUAUCUGGCCAUUUUAAAUGAAAACAUUUUUAAAAAAAAGGAGUAAUUACCUGAGAUUUUAGAAAACUUUAUUUAUAGAUUGGACUCGAUCGAACUAAAUAUUUUUGCCCUACCGUCCAUAUUUGAUUCCUUCUUCAGAUCGGUUUGAUAUCUUUCGGCGGUUUGAUGGCGUCACGAAUGUUGGCUGCGAAUCACUCGGAACAAGUGCGAAAUAUGUCGCUUUACACGGCUCUUUUCAUCAAAUCGAGGAUCAAGACCUCCUGGAAAAAUGAUGAGCGGAGCUGGGUAAGGCAUUUUUUUCAAUAACAAAGUCGAUUAAAAAGGGCAUUUUUGUCUUGAAUCGUAUAAAUUCUAAGUCUUCGUAGAGACUAAAUAUUAUAAUGUAAAAAAAUGAGUAGAGAUUCGAUUUCCUUGUAACUGAGAUUGAGUUGCUUUUUAAUUUAAGUUUUCUCAUUUUUACGUGGCAUUGAAGUGACGUUUCCUUUUUUUCAAUUUUUUUGAAAUAUUCUUUUGAAAUAAAAAAACGUUCUUUUUUUGGAUGAGUUGAAAAAAAGAGAAUAAAAAAAGGAAAGUUUUUUUGUAUAGUGUUCAUUAUUGAUUCAUCUCCUCAUGAAUUCAAACUUUCUCAGAUAUAAAAUAAAAAUAAGCAAUAUCAUUCUCUGAAAGAAGUACUGUAAUUAGACGGAAUGCAAAUUAGAAAGAUAAGUGGCUUGACGCCUUCUAUUGUCUCAGCCGCCGCCCGUGUAUCCGAUAAUUAUAGGGUUUGGCUGUGGUGCAAGCCUCUAGUUGAUCCUCUCUUCUACACUUCCUCUCAAUCAGACGGAUUUCUUUUCAUGGCUGUUGUUAUCCUUGUUUUUAUAAAUUGGAGCGUGAUGUUCGGCAAGUGCGUUCUGAAUGAGUGGAUAGAUAUGAAUAUGUCGGAAAAAAAAAAAAAUCUUAAAAGAGGUUUUGAUCGAUCGCAAAAACUUUUGGGAUAACUUUGAAAGUCUAGUUUGGAUCCAUCUUACGUUAUAUGAAAUCUAGCAAAGUUUAUCAUUUUUUUAUAAACACGUUGUAAAAAUUUUUCGACGCCAGAAGGUUUUUUUGUUUUUUUGACUGAUACCAUCAGAAUUAAAAAUUUCAGCGUAAUUCCAAGAUUUGGAUUUUUUUGAAAAAAAUUACAAAUGUUGACGUCAUUCUUUUCACCUCGAAUUUGAAAUAUUUAUAUCAUAAAAAAAGCGCUAUUUUCAUCAUACUCAAGACCUCAUAAAAAAAGCUUAAAAACGUAUUUUUUGUUUGAAACGAGAUACGCGUCUGUCUGAUUCUCUACGGGCGUGGCUAUUUUAUAAAAUUUACCUGAUGCCAUUUUGAAAAAUCAUUGUUUUUUGACCACACCGUGGGUGAAAUCUCAACUUCCCUCUCUGCAGGCUGGUUUUAUGGCGCUGUCGGAGACGAUGAAAGCGCGGGACGACGUGUCGCGCCAGAAGAAACUGGACGAAGAGCAGCGCCGUGCCAGAAACAGGAGAUGGUCGAUGAUCGGUCUGGGGACCGUAGCGGCUGCCCUCGGCGUCGGUGUCGCCGUCGUUGGCGGACGCAUCCUUCUGAACCACAAAUGA